AUGUCGUCUCGCCGUGCAGCUCUCGUCACCGGUGCAGCGCAGGGCAUUGGGCGCGCCGCCGCACUGCGUCUCGCGAGGGACGGGCUCGAUGUUGCUGUGAGCGACCUGGAGCACAAAGCCGCAGACGUUGAGCAACUGGUCAAUGAGAUUCGGGGCUACCGACGCAACUCUGUCGCCGUGUAUGGUGAUGUAUCCUCCGAGGAAGCUGUUGUCGCACUAGUAGACCAAACCGUCUCCGAACUCGGAUCCCUCGACGUUGUGGUAGCCAAUGCCGGUAUCUUCGAAGCAGAAAGCAUACUGACAAGUGAAUAUACUUGGCAGAGAGUCAUGGAUGUCAAUGCGAAGAGCGCGUUCCUCUGCAUCAAGCAUGCCGCCAACAUGAUGGUCAAGCAAGGAAAAGGCGGUAGGAUCAUCGUUGCCUCAUCACUUGCUGGAAAGCAAGGUGCUGCUAAUGUAGGUGCAUACUGCGCUAGUAAGUUUGCUGUUAGAGGCCUAGUUCAAGCGUCCGCCGCGGAACUCAAGCAACACAAAAUCACUGUGAACGCGUAUGCGCCUGGUUUCAUUACUACUCCUAUGCGUACGCGUCGCUCCCCGGUGAGCAAUACUGCUCUCGAAAUUGCUAGCUUGUCCCAUAUUAUGACAGGGCUAGAUCGUUCUGCCCUUCCCACUCAGGGCACCCCAGAGGAGGUUGCUGGCCUUGUCUCAUAUUGGGCGAGCGAGGAAGCGGGAUACGUUACAGGCCAAACAUGGGCGAUUGAUGGCGGAACGUACUUUGACUGA
Molecule: messenger RNA, 780 nt
Organism: Postia placenta MAD-698-R-SB12
Lineage: Eukaryota; Fungi; Basidiomycota; Agaricomycetes; Polyporales; Adustoporiaceae
Exons: 8
Coding region: 1-780 (259 amino acids)
Molecular function (GO): oxidoreductase activity, acting on the CH-OH group of donors, NAD or NADP as acceptor
Source: RefSeq, a predicted model, not a curated record